This is a messenger RNA of Kogia breviceps (pygmy sperm whale), 754 nucleotides long. NCBI's taxonomy places the organism in Eukaryota, Metazoa, Chordata, Mammalia, Artiodactyla, Physeteridae. The record is from RefSeq and is a predicted model, not a curated record.
GCUCUCCGCCCCUCAUUCCCGCGGCGCUCGAGGGACCAUGGCCGAUCCUCGUGUGAGGCAGAUCAAGAUCAAAACCGGCGUGGUGAAGCGGUUGUAAUUCUCCUGAGUGCUGGCAGCAGUUUGGUAGGACCCUAGCCGCAAAUGGAGUUCAACCCACAUUUCUGUCCAGCCAUAUUUCGGAGUCCUCAGCCUGAUGGUUACCAGGCCAAGUUCUCAGAACAGAAAACAAGCUUGAUUGGUCAAAGAAAAAAUGAUGUAUGAGAAAGAAGCAAAACAACAAGAAGAAAAGAUUGAAAAAAUGAAAGCUGAAGAUGGUGAAAAUUAUGCUAUUAAAAAGCAGUGUCUGUCUUCAGGAGGAAUAGACAGAAGUAGAAGUUCACAUUCAGAGGGGUGCCAGGCAGAGAUCCUGCAAGAGUCCCGGAUGAUGAUCCCAGAUUGCCAGCGCAGGUUGGAAGCUGCAUAUACUGAUCUUCUGCAGUUAUUAGAGAGUGAAAAAGACAUGGAAGAAGCUGAGGAAUAUAAGGAGGCACGUUUAGUACUGGAUUCAGUGAAGUUAGAAGCCUGAAGGUUUUCUAUACAGGGUGUUUUUUGCAUUAAGUCCUGGGAUCCAUUCCACAAUUCAUUAUUUUUGACCACUGCUAUGUGUUCAAGUAGUAUGAGAAUGUGAUUCUUUUUAUGCAGUGCAUAUGUUUUUCUUUGCCUGAUUUAAUGUGUCAAAUAAAUGAGUUCAUCUAAUAAAAUUGCUUCUUUCAUA